Molecule: messenger RNA, 2638 nt
Organism: Closterium sp. NIES-67
Lineage: Eukaryota; Viridiplantae; Streptophyta; Zygnematophyceae; Desmidiales; Closteriaceae
Source: the annotation of a GenBank genome assembly
AGCCCGAGAGCAUGGGGGAGCGAUUUCAGCGAAGAGGUGCACAUCGUCGGGCAUGGCGCAGCGAGCGAGGCGACCCGAGGUUGAGAUGCAAGUAUGAAGGGACCAAGAGCAGGGGUAACAAGGCGACAUGCGACGAUACGUGGCGAUAUGCCGCGAUACGCGACGACGGAUGUGGCAGCAGUUGCGGGGAGAUCCCGAGGGGCGAAGCAGUUACGGCUGGCGAGAGGCAUGCGUUCAGGCAUCGUCGUUCCACCCCAACGCGCUGUCGCCCGCCCGGCCGUUGCCCGCUGCCGACGAAGCCGUUGCCCCCUCACACGGCGAAGGACGAUGGAGGAAUAUGGGAGGAGACGUGUCUCAUUGGGGCGACGCCGAGAGCUCUCUGGAGUUACGUUCAGCUUUGGGAAACGGGUGGUAACCAGCCGAUAUCUGCGAUGAAGGGUUUGUCAUGUGCUGGGAAACAGGUCCUGCUCUUCGGAGUCAAAUCUCCCUUCGUCUGGCCGUUUUUUUUCAACUGCGAUAUCUAUUCGCCGCCGUCUCCCGUGUCCCGCCUCGUCGUCGCGUCGUCAUCAUAGUGCCCUGCGGCUUAUAGAGGGCCCUCAGGACGUAGUCUCGGCUUCUGAGGCGCCUCAAAACUGGAGGGCCAUCAGGGCGUAGUUUCGGCCUCAGGAGGAUCCUCCGAGGGAGUCCCCCGGGCCUGACGAGGGAGGCGGGAGGGGUUGGGCAGCGACGGCGAGCAGGGCGCACGAGAGGCGAGGACACGCGGGAUUGCGCAACGGUGAGAGUAGAGGGAAGGGAGGUGGGAUCGGCAGUCGGGGGAGGCUUGAGAAGUCUCGAAGCUCACCUGCAACGCGAUUAGCAACUCAGGGGAGUGCGGCGUGUGGCAGCCAACCCUCUGAAGGCGCUGAGGAACAAGGGGAUAGGGGGCGAGGAGGAACCAAGGAGGGCCACUUCAUAGUGGCGGGAGGUAUUGCGCAGCUGCGGAAUCGAGCUAGUUAGCAAGCAGCCCUAUGAAGGCGCUGAGGGACGAGGGGAAAGGGAGCGUGGGAGCGCGGGGGGAUGGAGGACCCGAGGCACGAUGCGGCGCGGGUGAUUAGCGCGCUGGUGACACGGCCCACGCUGAGGCGGCAGGCGGAGGUGAUCCGGCGGUGCAUCUCCUCGCGUGUGCGAUUCACACACUUCCUCGUCGAUGUGGCCUCAGGCGCAGCGGACCUCACCGCCAUCUACCAGGUGGGCUGGGAUGGUCAUGGGCCAUGGCGCCCAUGAUCAUGAUUCGAUUGCCGGCUCGCGCGCCGCCAUCUACCCAGUGCUGCUGACCUCAUCUCUGUCUGCCAGGUGGGGUGGGACCCGAGUCCACCGCCCUCUACCAAGUGGGCGGGGGACUGAUCUUACCGCCAUCUACCAGGUACCAGGCGGGCUGGGGUGGGCAGUUAGAAGGAGGUGCAGUAGGUUUUAAUCACCCCACCUGCAUCGAACAGCUACCAGAUGGCCCACGUGGUGCUACAGUACCAGGGCGUGCGCAUCCACAGGGUGCUCUAAGAUCCGACUGAGGACGUUCUAGUGCUGUACGCCACCGUCUUCUCGCGCCCGCUCUUCAAGCUCGGCGCGCUCGCGCACUUCGACCUCUGCGUACUGCUGGAACUAGAGGACAUUCCUCUGGAGGACUAUCCCCUGCACGGCCUUGUGCCUCCUUCUACCUCCCUGCCCACCAAGGAAGGCCCCGCUGCUCAAAUUCCAGCCACGCCUGCUGCUCCUGCUACUCCUGCCGCUAUUGCUCCUUCUGAUGCUGUGAUACCGGAGGAUGACUGGAGGAGCCAGGCUUCUAAGGAGGGGAUCCAGGUAGGGGGAUGUCAUGGGGCAGUAGGAGCGACAGCAGUGGCAGCGUUGCCCGCAUGGAGGACUCUGAAGCGGGUGAAGUUUCAGCGAGACUUCUUCCAGCGCAACCCAGUCAUCUCCCACCUGCCGCUCAUUGGAGACCUCUACAACGCCCAUCUGCCCUGCCUGCUAGUUGGGGAGGCACAAGCGUAUCUUCUCAGGGGGCUGCGCUUCCUGCUCUCCCUGCUGCUGCCCAAGGGCUUGCUGGGCUUGUGGGGUGACGAGUGAAUGACCCAGGGAGAAGGCCAGGCCAAGGUGGGUGGCUGGGUGGUUGUUGCUAAGCAUGCUUGGGGCUGGUGUCGUGGCGCAUCCGCUUGGUCAUUGUCGAGAGAUCCGCUGGGGUUACCCUUGAGAAGAUCAUCGGGGAAGGGCCACAGGUGCAGAGCCUAGGGGGCUAUGGGCGUACAGACCUGCUAUUAACAAGCCCUUUUAACUCAAUUGUUAGUGGCUGAGUUCUGACAUGGUAUCAGAGCGUUGGUGACCCGGGUUCAAUUCUCAGUGCUAGCGCUGCAGAGGCGCUCGUGUCCUCCACCUAUCCCAGCGAGGGGGGGUGUCGAGAGAACCGCUGGGAUUACCUUUGAGAAGAUCCUCGGGGAAGGGCCACAGCCACAGGUGCAGAGCUUGUGGGGCUAUGGGCGCAUUAAACCGUUAUUAACAAGCCCUUUUGACUCAGUGGUUAGUGGCUGAGUUUUGACAGUCAUGACUUGGCAUGUAGAACAUUUACUAUCAUGCAAUCUUGACUGGUUUUUGUUGCUUUCACUGGUAC